CGGGAAGGCAUUCAGUUGUGCCAGUGACUUACCAUGUGUCAAUUCAGUCGACUUUUAGUUUUGCAAUUAAUAUUAUAUUUUGCAAUUGGCCAUAUUUAUGGGUCCCCGCAAAUUAUUGACGGGCGUCCGGUGACACAAAAGAUAUAUCCUUAUUUUGUGCGUCUGCACUAUCGAGGAGAGUUUAUUUGCGGCGGUUCGUUGGUGCGGAAUAAUGCUGUACUCACGGCUGCACACUGUGUCAAGGACCACAGUGUGAAGGAGCUGAGCGUACACGCGGACACCAUUAAUUUGGGCGACCCUGGAGUGGUGAGAACGAUAAAGACCGCGCUGGUUCCAAACGAGUACAAUGCGGGGACACUAAAUUAUGAUGUAGCGGUGUUGAUACUCUCCUCAGUCAUACCGAGUGCAUCGGUGAUACCAUUGGAUAAGAGCGCGGUGCCUGUCGGUACGAGGUGCCUGGUUAUUGGUCAUGGCAAAAUCGAAGAAUACGGCGUCUUCUCAACACAAUUGCAAGAGAUCCAUGUACAUGUCAUGAGUCGGGAAGUUUGUCAGCGCAAGUAUCGCGAUUUCGAUGGUAUUACAGAGUCUAUGAUGUGUGCUUCCGAACCGGGCAAAAAGGAUUCGUGUUCGGGUGAUUCUGGCGAUCCGAUGAUAUGCAAUGGCAAACAGGCUGGCAUUGUUUCGUGGAGUUUGGGUUGUGGGCGUGUCAAAUAUCCGACCGUUUACACAGACAUAAGCAAGGUGUAUAGUUUCAUUGAAAGGGCACUUAAAAUGUAUGCGCAGGAAGUGGAGCAGAAAUAUAUGUGAUUGCAAUAAGUACUGUCAUCUUUGCUUGACUUAAUGCUAUUACGAUUAAAGAUAUUGCAAUUAUUUAAAUGCAGUAAUUAUUAAAAAUACACAAUAAUCUAUAUAUUA
Molecule: messenger RNA, 915 nt
Organism: Bactrocera dorsalis (oriental fruit fly)
Lineage: Eukaryota; Metazoa; Arthropoda; Insecta; Diptera; Tephritidae
Product: trypsin alpha-3-like
Exons: 1
Coding region: 34-807 (257 amino acids)
Biological process (GO): proteolysis
Molecular function (GO): serine-type endopeptidase activity
Source: RefSeq, a predicted model, not a curated record